Messenger RNA from Caenorhabditis sp. 36 PRJEB53466, 1252 nucleotides. The record is from the annotation of a GenBank genome assembly. Lineage: Eukaryota; Metazoa; Nematoda; Chromadorea; Rhabditida; Rhabditidae.
AUGAACACCGUUCUCAAAAACAGUGGAAAUGCACCGAAAAUGCGCCAAGCACUGAAGACCCCGUGUGCGCAGGCACUCGCAGAAGACGGUCCCUCGCAGCAGUCCAUUGAUUUCCGAGCAAUGUCCCACCAAUUCUACGACCUGACAAUCGGAAUUCCCCAUUUUAUUCCGUCUCGCGAGAAAAUGCAACCUCUUCUCCUGUUUUCCCUUCCGUAUCUUGCACUCAAAAGGAUAACUUCACAAAUGGACGUUCUUGAUUUGUAAGUGUUUUCAAGUGUUCGUUUGUCACGUUCUUUCAUCAUUCAGAGUCGAUCUAUCGUUGUGCUCGAAAAAGGCGUACAAACUGGUGAAAGGGAUGCACUUGAGGGCGGAAAAACUGGAAGUUUCGAUGGAUUCUCGAAUAGCUUUGACUUUUAAAAAGAAGAAAUCGACUUAUCAAAUCGGAUCCUACAUGAACUAUUUUGCACUCGAAGAGACGCCGAUUCGAAUGGUCCGAGGCCAUCGAUUCUAUACUCUGUAAGUGGCCUAGGUUCUCCUUUUUCUAGGCCAUCCAUCAAAGACGUGCUUCAGACAUAACGGAAAGCCAUUGUUCAUGCAUUUGGUAUGGUCGGGACGGAACGUUUGGGACGGAUACGUGAUAUUCAUUGAAUAUCUUAUGGACAUUUUCCACACUCGCAUCACAAGAUUAACGAUCAAACGGACGACGAGGCAGAACGUGCUCGAAGUGUGCUGCCGUCAAAUAUUCAGAAAUGUCGACCAUCUAUUCGUUGGCCCAACCGGCGACAUUGGAAUAAAACCGAUUCUGGAGACGGUGACGAUCACGAAAUCGGCCGAAUUGCACUUAUUCUCCGGAAAUGAAUGCGUGGACGGCAUCGAUUUGGACACGCUCAUCAUAAAUGUUCCGUCGUGGUCGAAUCCCGAAUAUCUCUUCAAAUGCCGGUGCCGAUUGCUAGAGAUUUCCGGCACAAUCUUUCCGGAAACAGUCGUCAAUUCGUACGUGUUCCGCUGGAUUCUAGGAGAAUUUCCGAAGCUCGAGAGGCUGAAAGUCACCAUGCAAAGGAUUGAUUACGAGCGAAUUGUUAUGGACCUUCCGUUCGUGGACUGUCAACCGAAUCGAACGGAAGGACCAGGCGGCACAGUUGAUAUUGUGCACGCUGAGAUCGAGAAGCACUUUCGAUCGGUCGACGGAAAGAUGGCUACGCUUGUGGCGGACCGAACAAGCAUGCAUUUCUGUGUUUGGAAACCAUUAUGA